AUGGACUCAGAAGAAAAAGCCACUACUAAGUCUAAUUCCACAUUUGUUCGCCCUGCAAUAUUUUAUCUCAGUGGAUUUUCCAACAUCCCUCAUGUUAAGUAUUUCUAUGUUUUCCUGUGUUUUGUCUACAUCAUGACUGUUUUGGGGAAUGGCUUUCUUCUCUCACUUAUUUGGCUGGUGAAGACUCUUCAUACUCCUAAAUACAUGAUUGUGUUCAACAUGGCUUUGGCAGAUUUGUGUGGGAGCACAACUCUCAUCCCAAAACUAUUAGACACAUUUCUUUUUGACAGGAGAUACAUUGUUUAUGAGGCGUGUUUAAGUUAUAUGUUCUUUGUUUUUUUUUUUGGAGGUGUGCAGUCAUGGACGCUUGUCACUAUGGCAUAUGACAGACUUAUAGCCAUUUGUUUCCCUUUAAGGUAUCAUAGCAUUGUGACUAAAACAUCUAUUACAUCAAUGUUGCUGUUUAUAUGGCUUGUUAUGUUGAGUCUAACAACAUUAGUUGUUGGGCUUGUUAAUCGUCUUUCCUUCUGUGACUCUGUUGUAGUGAAAAGCUUUUUCUGUGAUCAUGGACCAAUAUAUCGUCUGGCAUGUAAUGAUCCAUCUUUAAAUAUCAUUAUGGCAAAUGUUGUUGUAAGUAUAGGAGUCUUUAUUCCGCUAAUAUUCAUAGCCUGCACUUAUGUUUGCAUUUCCAUAGCGCUGAGCAAAAUUGCAUCAGGAGAGGAACGACUUAAAGCACUGAAAACUUGUACUUCUCAUCUGAUCCUUGUUGCUAUUUUGUUCCUACCAUUUGUAGGUACAAACAUUGCUGUAUGGACCUCCUACAUUCAUCCUAAUGCCAGAAUUAUAAACUCAACUUUGACACACACCAUACCAGCUUUGAUCAAUCCUAUUGUAUAUGCUUUGAAGACAGAAGAAGUAAUGAGUGCAGUCAAGAAGCUUUGGAAAAUAAAUAAUAUUAGCAGUCCAGUCACAAAAUGGUGA
This is a messenger RNA of Haplochromis burtoni (Burton's mouthbrooder), 981 nucleotides long. RefSeq names its product olfactory receptor 1-like. Gene Ontology annotation, cellular component: membrane. Gene Ontology annotation, biological process: G protein-coupled receptor signaling pathway. The transcript has a single exon. Lineage: Eukaryota; Metazoa; Chordata; Actinopteri; Cichliformes; Cichlidae. Gene Ontology annotation, molecular function: olfactory receptor activity; G protein-coupled receptor activity. Bases 1 to 981 code for a protein of 326 amino acids. The record is from RefSeq and is a predicted model, not a curated record.